Chlorella variabilis is the source of this 2901-nucleotide messenger RNA. RefSeq lists its product as hypothetical. The record is from RefSeq and is a predicted model, not a curated record. The transcript is spliced from 11 exons. Gene Ontology annotation, molecular function: histone demethylase activity; transcription coregulator activity. Gene Ontology annotation, biological process: protein demethylation; regulation of transcription by RNA polymerase II. Lineage: Eukaryota; Viridiplantae; Chlorophyta; Trebouxiophyceae; Chlorellales; Chlorellaceae. The annotation marks the transcript as partial.
AUGCGAAAGCGCAGCCCAGAUCAGCUCACUCCGGGUCCAGCGGAGCGGGGCGCCCAGGCGCCACCGGGCAGCGGCAGCGGCAGCGAGGAGCGCCGCCUCCUGCGCCCCCGCUCGGCGCAGCUGAAUUUCACAGACCAGCACCCCCUGCUGGAUGCGGUGCUGGGCGGGGAUGAGGAGGAGGAGGGGGUGCAGGGCCAGCGCCGCCGCCUGGACAUCCCGCUGCUGUGCAGCCGCGUCGAGCGCGCCGCCCCCGCGCAGCCCUUCACCGCCGCCACCCACCCGGCCCAGGUCACGGCAGAGGCGCUGCUGGCCUCCGGCCUGCGCCAGCCGCUGCUGGUGCCCUCCACAGCGUGCGGCAGGGGCGGCGUGGAGGCCACGCGCGCCGCGCUGGGCCUGCAGCUGCCUCCCGCAGAGCAGCUCACCCCGCGCGGGCUGGCUGCGGCCGUGGGCCCUGACCAUAGGGUGCCCACCAUCGAUGUGGCCACCCAGGGCAGCGGCCCCAGGCUGACGCUGCGCCAGCUGGCAGACUACCUGGCACAGCAGGCGCAGCAGGCAGGGUCGCCGCAGCCCGCAGGGCCGCCACGGCGGGGCACCCCCCCGCCCGACCGCCUCCUCAACGUCGUCUCCCUGUCCCUGGCCGGUACCGAGCUGGAGGACGCCAUCAGCCCGCCCUGGGCGGUACGCCAGCUGGACCUAGUGGGCUCGGUGUGGCCGCCGGAGGAGGACCCCGAGGACUCGAAUGAGGAUGCGCCGCCCGAGGAGCCGGAGCGCCCCGAGACGCUGCUCUACGCGCUGCUGGGCCCCGCCGGCGCCUACACUGAUUGGCAUGUGGACAUGGGAGGUAGCGCAGUGUGGUACCACAUGAUAUCUGGCAGGAAGGUGUUCCUGGCGGCGCCCAACACCCCCGCCAACCUGGCCGCCUUUGAGCAGUGGAGCACAAGCGGCAAGCAGGCCAGCAGCUGGCUGGGGGACAGGCUGGAGGGGCUGGUGCGCAUCAGCCUGAGCGCCGGCGACACGCUGCUGCUGCCCAGCGCCUGGCCGCACGCCGUGUCCACGCCACAGGCCGCGCUGGCUCCCGCCUGCGGCCACGCCCCUGCUGCGCUGUGCCGUCCAUGCUGCGACAACGCGCUGACCUGGCGCGUGCUGACCUGGCACGUGCUGACCUGGCGACGUGCUGACCUGGCGCAGGCGGGCAACUUCCUCCACGCCCUCGACUACGCAUCCACUGCCGCCUGCUACCGGCGCGAGCGCCGCCUGGGCGUGGCCCCCAAGUUCCAGUUCCCGCUCUUCCGCCGCCUCAUGUGGUAUGCGGCGGAGAGCGCGCUGCUCAGGCUGCAGCGGUGCGUGCGGCAGGGGGUGGCUCCCGCGGUGGCCGGGGUGGUCAGCGCCUGGGAGCUGGGCGGGCUGCCCGCCCUGCUGGGCCUGCUGCGCGAGUGGCUGCUGCACCCGGGCGGCGGCCGCCGCGCCGCCGACGUGCCCGCCCGCAUCGCCGACCCGGCUGGGAUGCUGGAGGAGCUGAGCGACUGCCUGGAGGCGGUGGGGGCGCCGGCGCAGGAGCCGCACCAGCAGCAGCAUGAGCAGCAGCAGGCGCAGCAGCAGCAGGCAGAGGCAGAGGUGCCCGCAGGAGCAGGCGGGACGGCGGGGCGCGGGCUGGGCGAGGGGCCCGGUGCCGCCGCCGCCGCCGGCGGCGAGCGGCACCUGGGUCUGGCGCUGGCGCUGGGGGCCGGCAGCCUGGGGGAUGAGCACCUCGGGCUGGCGCUGGCUCUAGCUUACGGCAGCGGCGGCGAGUCGCAUGCAGCGGGCCUGGCUGGGGAGCAGCAGCAGCGGCAGCAGCAGCGGCAGCAGCAGCAGCAGCAGCAGGAGGAGGAGGGGGAUGGGGCGGCGGCGCACGAGGCGAGCGGCUGGCUGGAGAUUCCUGCGCAGCUGGAGCCGGCUUCCAUGCUAGAAGAUCCCUUGGCCCACCUGGCAGGCAGCGGCGACGCCCUGCCCGCCAGCCUGCUUCAGGAGCCUCCGCCAGCUGAGCUGGCAGCUGAGCUGGCAGCCGAGCAGGGGCAGCAGCCUCUGGGUCGCAAGUACCCUGUGGGGUACACCGUCACGCUGGGCAAGCGGCGCCAGCAGGCGCAGCAGGCACAGCAGCAGGCACAGCAGCAGGCGCAGCAGGCACAGCAGCAGGCGCAGCAGCAGGUGCAGCCCCCCCUGCGCAUCCCCUCUGUGCGCUCGCCCCGCGCGGCGGCGCCUGCGGCGGCGGCGGCGGCAGCAGCACCUUCGCGCCAGGCCCCGGCCGGUGCCGUGCAGGUGCCAGCAGCAUCAGCACAGGCAGCAUCCACGGCCGCCGCGGCGCAUCGGCCGGCGGGCAACGGGGCUGCACCCCUCAGCCACCACCACCACCGCCGCCUGCCCAGCAGCCACGAGCGCAGCCGCGAGCGGGAGCGGGGGAGCGAGCGUGACGAGCGGGGUGGCGGCGGCGGGCGUGCGGGCGGCGGCGGGCGGGAGGCGGAGCGGCAGCGUGAGGCGGCGGAGGAGCUGGUGCAGGAGGUGGCGGCGCUGCGGGCGGCGGUGAAGCGGGAGGAGGAGCUGCUGGCACGCGUGCGCUCGGGCGUGGUGCCGCUGCCCGACGGCGGCAGCAAGCUGGCGGCGGCGCUGGAGCAGCGCAGGCAGGCGCUGAGGCGCAAGGCCGACGUAGCGGCGGGGCGCGUGCUGACCUACCGCGACGCAGACUCGGCGGCAGUGCAGGUGGGCGGGGUGGUGGCGGUGGCGGUGGUGGUGGUGGUGGUGGUGGUGGUGGCGGCGGCGGCGGGCCCCUUCACUGUCUCUGAGCUGGAGAAGCUGGUGCGGGCGGGGGUGGUGGCCAGGGAUGCUGCCGUGACUCACGCCCACCGCGGCGCCAUGCCGCUUUUAGAG